Molecule: messenger RNA, 3981 nt
Organism: Acanthopagrus latus (yellowfin seabream)
Lineage: Eukaryota; Metazoa; Chordata; Actinopteri; Spariformes; Sparidae
Gene: dhx37
Product: DEAH (Asp-Glu-Ala-His) box polypeptide 37
Exons: 27
Coding region: 172-3648 (1158 amino acids)
Biological process (GO): maturation of SSU-rRNA from tricistronic rRNA transcript (SSU-rRNA, 5.8S rRNA, LSU-rRNA)
Cellular component (GO): intracellular anatomical structure; nucleolus
Molecular function (GO): RNA binding; ATP binding; ATP hydrolysis activity
Source: RefSeq, a predicted model, not a curated record
CGUAGCGGAACCCUUCUGCGGAGAAAUUGUUUCAGCGGCGGACAGUUUUAACCGACGUACCUUCAUAUGUUUACACGUGAGGUUUGUGCAGGGCUGUAACAUCAAACGUCAAGUCAUUAAAUCUCCAAUGCCGUUGUAUGACUCGUUUGAAUAAAAAGACCUGCAUUUAAAAUGGGAAAACUGAGGAAGAAACACAACUGGAAGGGAAGACAUCAGAGUGACACUCAACAACCAGCAGAUGAGGUGAAGACAGAUGUUGUGGUUGAACUGCAAGAUGUGGACAGACUAAAAGGUGUAGAUGAGAGCAACGCUUUGGUCCUCCCAGCCAACAAAGCAAAGAAGAAGAAAGCCUGGGUGACACCUGUGUCCACCAAAAAGCCUCUGACAAAGAAGCAGAGGAAAGAGCUGCAGACGGUCCUGGAGCGCAAAGAAAAGAAAGUUCGGAGAGCAGACAUCCUGAGCAAACUGGCAGAGGUGCAGGUUCCAGAGUCUGAACUGAAACUGCUGUACACCACGUCCAAACUGGGAACAGGAGACAAACUUUACCAGAAUAAACAGUCAUUGGAUGAAAUAAAAGAUGGAGACUCAGCGCCAAAGAUCAGCAGUGUCAGUGGAGCAAACAGAAAAAGGAAAUGGAAAGUCGAAGAGGAUGAAGAAGAGGAACAAAAGGCAGAAGAAAGUAGUGAUCUGGACACUUCUUCAGAGGAUGAUGACGACGAUGAGCAGGUGGAUAAAGACAAGAAUGAGACGGCGGAGAUGAGUGAAUCAAAGAAAACCACCUCUCUUAGUCAGGAGGACAAACAGGACGUAAAGGAGGAGCAACAAAAAACUGAAGAAGAUGAACAGAAAGAGAAGAAGACUUCAAACCAGGAGAAAGAUCAAAACAAGAAGCUGUCACAGCCGGCUGUCUUCAUUCCUGUCGACAGAUCACCAGAAAUACAGGAAGCUCGUCUGAAGCUGCCCGUGCUGGCAGAGGAGCAGGUCAUCAUGGAGGCAGUGAGAGAGAACCCCUGUGUCGUCAUCUGUGGAGAGACAGGAAGUGGAAAGACCACUCAAGUGCCUCAGUUUCUGUAUGAGGCUGGUUAUGCCAGUGGCAGUGGAAUAAUCGGUAUCACAGAGCCAAGAAGAGUAGCAGCUGUGAGCAUGUCACACAGAGUGGCCAAAGAGAUGAACCUGUCCACACGGGUGGUGUCCUACCAGAUCCGAUAUGAAGGGAACGUGACCAGUGAUACCAAGAUCAAGUUCAUGACAGAUGGUGUUUUGUUGAAGGAGAUUCAGAAGGAUUUCCUGCUCCAGAGAUACAGUGUGAUAAUCAUUGAUGAGGCUCAUGAACGGAGCGUGUACACAGACAUCCUCAUCGGACUGUUGUCCCGUAUUGUCCCGCUCAGAAACAAGAAAGGUAUGCCCAUGAAGCUGCUGGUCAUGUCGGCUACCCUGCGAGUGGAGGACUUCACAGACAACACAAAGCUGUUUCGGAUUCCUCCACCCGUCAUCAAGGUGGACGCUCGCCAAUUUCCAGUCACUAUACAUUUCAACAAACGCACCCCGAUGGAGGAUUACACCGGAGAAGUUUUCCACAAAAUCUGCAAGAUCCACCGGAUGCUUCCUCCAGGUGGUAUCCUGGUGUUUCUGACCGGUCAGGCAGAGGUUCACAGUGUGUGCAGAAGACUGAGAAAAGCUUUUCCCUUCCGGAAGGGUAACACAACCACUGGUGAAGAUGAGGAAGCAGACACCUCAGAGGCAAUGAGGAAGUUUAAGAAGGCCAAACAGAAGAAACCUGUUUCUCUGCCCCGAAUUGACCUAGAUAACUACUCUGCCCUCCCUGUGGAUGAAGGCGAUGAGGACAGAGAGGCCGGGAUCGGAGAUGAGGAGGACGAUGGAUCUGAUUUGGAAAUCGGAGAUGAUCCCAACGAUGCAGAGGAGAAGGCGGACCCCUCUAUUCCUCUCUAUGUCCUCCCUCUGUACUCUCUGCUGGCUCCAGAGCAACAAGCUAAGGUGUUCAGGCCUCCUCCGCCUGGUACCCGUCUGUGUGUCGUAGCCACCAACGUGGCCGAGACGUCUCUUACCAUUCCUGGCAUCAAGUAUGUGGUCGACUGCGGCCGAGUUAAGAAACGUUUCUACGACAGGGUGACUGGAGUUUCCUCCUUCAAGGUCACAUGGACCUCACAAGCCUCAGCCAAUCAGAGAGCAGGCAGAGCAGGACGAACAGAGCCGGGACACUGCUACAGGUUGUACUCGUCUGCAGUGUUUGGAGACUUCAGUUUGUUCUCAGAGGCAGAGAUCACUCGCAGGCCUGUGGAGGACCUGGUUUUACAGAUGAAAGACCUAAACAUAGAUAAGGUGGUCAAUUUUCCAUUUCCCACGUCUCCAUCUGCUGAGGCUCUUGUUGCAGCAGAGCAGUUAUUAGUCUCAUUGGGAGCUCUGAAGGAGCCGCCUCGCACCGGACGAGUGAAGGACAUAGAGCAAGCGAGACUGAGCUGUCCGAUCACCCCCCUGGGCAGAGCCAUGGCCUCAUUCCCUGUGGCACCUCGUUAUGCUAAAAUGUUAGCUCUCGGUAAGCAGCAGGAUUGCUUGCCUUACGUCAUCGCUGUGGUAGCAGCCAUGACAGUCCGAGAGAUCUUCGAAGACCUUGACAGACCUGCUGGAAGUGAAGAUGAGAGCUCCAAGCUCAAUCAGCGUCGAGCUCGGCUAACCCAAAUGAGAAGAUUGUGGGCUGGACAAGGAGCGUCACUCCUGCUGGGGGACCUCAUGGUCAUGCUGGGUGCGGUUGGUGCUUGUGAAUUUGCUGGUUGUACUCCCAAGUUUUGCGAGGACAACGGUCUGAGGUAUAAAGCCAUGGUGGAAAUCAGGAGGCUCAGAGGACAGCUUACCAAUGCAGUAAACGCAGUGUGUCCAGAGGUGGGAGCCUUUGUGAAUCCCAAGAUGACUCCACCGACAGAGCACCAGGUGGUCUGCUUGCGGCAGAUAGUUCUGGCCGGACUGGGAGACCAUCUUGCAAGGCGUGUACAGGGAGAAGACAUACUGGACCCAAAAUGGAAGAAUGGUUACAAGACACCUCUCAUGGAUGAGCCAGUGUUCAUUCAUCCCUCCUCUGCACUGUUCAAAACACUGCCUGAGUUUGUGGUCUACCAGGAGAUCAUGGAGACCACAAAGAUGUACAUGAAAGGUGUGUCAGCAGUAGAAGCAGAGUGGGUACCCCAACUUCUGCCUCAGUACUGUCAUUUCAGUUCCCCACAGGAGUCACCAUCACCGUGGUUCUGUUCAUCCACAGGCACCAUCAGAUGUCACCGUGCCAGCACCUUCUUCCGUGUCGCUUGGCAGCUGCCAGCAGUUGAGAUGGAAUAUCCAGAUGGCUUGGAGCGCUACAAGCUGUUUUCCAGGUUUCUGCUUGAGGGACAGGUUUGUCCUAAACUAAAGAAGCAUGUUGGCCACCUUCUGUCAAACCCCUCCAUCAUGGUGAAAACAUGGGCAAAGCUCCAGCCCAGGACUGAGGCUUUGCUGGGAGCGCUGGUAUCAAAGAGAGUUGACUGCAGAGAUACUCUCCACUCUGUCUGGAAAACUGAAGAUAAAUUUCUGUUGUCUGCGUACUGCCAAUGGUUACCUGAAGCACUGCACCAAGAAGUAGCCAAGAGUUGGCCUCCAAUAUAAAGGCUUACAUCUGAGAAGAAGGCAGCAAAUUAUAUAACUUGACUGGAGACCUGUGUUGUUUUAUACUUUGUAGUUUUUCACAGUCAGGGGGCUUCUUCGGCCCUUUCCGUUUUAAAAUGUUUUGUCAAAGUGCAUCUACAAUACCACAACACUGCCUUUUUUGCAUUUUCAUAUUUUAUACACUGCAUCUAUGACAUGUACAGUUUUUCUCAGCCAGAAAUUAUUUCAACUGGUCUUCUUUAAUAACUUUUAACUUGUUAUCAGUGUGCUGCUGUCAGUCAUGUAUGUCUGAUUUGGUCUUCAUAAGACUCAUUAAAACUGUGUGGCUCUGAA